AUGCUGCCCACCAUGGCUCUCCCGUCGCAAUUCCAACCGCACCAUCAUAUGGAUCGCCGUCUCGGCUACGACCUAGUUGGGCGUCCUUAUGACUUUCAUGGCCGCACGAAUGCUAAUUCCCUUCAACAUCGUCCCUUCCUACCACAAGAUUUCAGCCGAGACGCCGCCGCGUCUGUACCGAGGUCCCGAAAUCAAUAUCCCCAUCCUGUUCAGCGACCGGUUUCUCUCAAUCCAGAUACGGCUGAUACGAGCAAAGUGACAAAGGCAGGUGAACAUACGUUGAGGAGGAAGACGCCGAACGGGACUUUGGCCGCAGGCUAUGACGGCACUCCUGGCGACAGAGCAAUCCAGCCGCCGGCGGCCAAACAUAUCAUAGUUUCAUCUCUCGAUUCACGACAACACCAAUCAUCACAGCCCGCUCCCUCGGUCGACAGCUACACAUGGCAAUCUAUGCCUGUUGAACAGGUAUCUUCGCUAAACUACCAGAACUUCCCUCCCGCUUUCCAAUCGGACUUGGGCCAGAAUCACAACAACAGUAACAGCUUUUCCGUCGACCAAUAUCAAUCAGGCGCCGCCACAGGGCCGAGCUGGGUUCGGUCUCUCAACUUGCAGCCGGGUGUCGACUCUGUCCUUCAUCAGACACCACCCAUACCUCAGUCGCCAGCUUAUUACUUGCAUAAUAGCCCUUCUGUACCUACCGUCUUGCCUGCAUCUCUUCAAUCUUUUCUGGGCCCAACUGCACCCGUUGGUACUGGUCCGUAUGGCCCUUACUGGCCGGAUGGUGCCUAUAUACCAUACCGUCCUGCUGCUCAAAGAGAUUCUCGUUUCGGUGCUGGCUCGUCUUUCUCACCAGACGGGCACUCUGCCCAUCUAUUCGACCUACAGACUCCAAUACUCAAUCAAAAUUCAUACUCUGUGUCAAACUUUCCUGAUUCGGGCUUUUCGUGGAACCAAUUACCGUCCACCACCGGCAAGCAUGAGGUCCUAAUCCAGCAAAAUAAAUUUCCUCCUCGUCAUUCCCAUCAUCCUUCUUUGGGUAAUAUCAAAGACCAGCCUCGCAAUAAUCUGCCCUACCAUGUUCGCGCUGCCAGCGGGUUGAAUAAUGCACCUGUUAGGCCUCAUUCGCACACUAACUAUAGCAUUCCUCCGUCUCUCUCGGAUCCUCAAUCACGGGCACAAACCGCCGAAUUCAAGGAAAAGGUUUUGUCGUGGGCCCAUGGUGUAUAUGUUGAUCUUCUAGCAAGUCUUCACCAUGCGAGGAAAAACAGCAUUUCGAAUUCGUCUGGGGACGGAAAAUCACAACGAAACCCGAAGCCCGCCAUUUUUCCCAAGCCCCCACGGCAACCUGGAUUGGAUUUCUCUACUCAUAUCGACAUGCCACGUCAUAACAGCUACCCUUCGUCUAGAUUUGACUUGCCCCCUCAUGGCUCGAGUCAAAUAAAUAAUCGACAAUUGGACAGGCCCAUGCCUGGUCUCAUGUUCAAUCAACGCGCCCAUACGAACCAGCAGCUCAAUGAUGGCUUCCACACUAUCCGCAAAUCAUCUGGUGCUUCCCUGUCACAAUUAACGGGCUCUGUUCCGUCCGAAAGCACAACUAUGGCAAGCGCUGCGUCUGCUCUGGAAAUGCUAUCUCAUUUAUGCAAUGAGAGUAAUUGGGAAUGGGUUGAUGGUAUGCUACUUGGUGGCUGUUUGGCAUAUGGUUUGGGGGAUUAUCAAAAAGCGACACGUUGGUAUUCUAGGAUUAUUGCUCGAGAUGCCAGACAUGUCGAGGCUAUCAGUAAUCUCGCCGCAACGUUUCUUGCAUUGGAUCAAAAAGAAGAGGCACGUCAGCAUUGGCUACGUGCCGUCAAAUUACGACCUAGCUACUUCGAAGCUGUGGAACAUUUAAUCAACCUGUUAUGCACUAGUCAUCGCGGAAGAGAAGCCGUCAACAUUAUCAAAUUCGUCGAAAAUAGUCUGCGUGUGCCACGAAAUGGCGAUUACUUCCGGUCUGAUGAGCCUGCAAGCGAAACUGAAAGCGAUGCCGAAAGCGCAGGUUCAUAUGAUCGCAUGGCUUUUGAUUACGACAAUGAUUUAGAUCAUGCGCUGGCCAUGAAGAUCAACCUUAACGACUCUAUCUCCGCAGGUUUUGCCUCAAGCGGGUUUGCGAUCCCCGGGUCUGAUAACGGCAGAAUUCUUGCACUUGUCCAUGCCAAAGGUAAUAUGCUUUAUGCUCUUGGUGACAAUGCAGGUGCCGCCGCUGCUUUUGAGGAGGCUAUUUUGAUCGCUUCUGGUCGCAGGUGUCGUGGAAUCAAGGGUUUGAUUAAGCAAAUCGUGGACGCUUUCUCCCGUAACGGCUACGGUCGGAUUGGCGAAGAUGAUGCGAGCAGGAAUCCCCUUUUACUUCCUCCGGAUCGAGCAACUCAAACAGCAACUCUGGUCUUCCCGCCUUACGGAUACCCUCCGGGUCUUGAGUAUGUCGCUGAGGGUCUAGCAAGGAAAGCUGCCAUUUCGACUACUAGUAAUUCGCUGCUUUCCCUAGCCAAGAUUUAUCAAGAUGGCAUGUCGAGUAUAUCUACAAGUGGUGUUUCGAAGACAACCACACCCGGUGUUCGAGAUAUAUUGGCUUUGUACUAUCUUUCCCUGUCUCUCCAGCCUAGUCCAUCUACCGCGAACAAUGUCGGCAUUCUUCUUGCCAGUAUUCAGCACAAUGGACCAGCAAAGAUGCGACAUCGCAGCAUUUCUGGCAAGACAGCUAUGCCGGAGAUACCCGGUGUUGCUCCCGAUAGUGGUAUUGCGCUUGCUUUGUCAUAUUAUUCGUAUGGCUUGACCCUCGACCCGAAACAUGCACAUCUAUACACGAACUUAGGCAGCUUGUGGAAGGAUAUUGGCCAACUCCACGCGGCUAUUCGCAUGUACGAACUGGCCGUCCAAUACGACGGAAACUUCGACAUCGCCCUCGCCAAUCUCGCCAACGCUGUCAAAGAUGCCGGUCGCAUCAACGAUGCCAUCGUCUACUACAAAAGAGCAGUCAAAGUCAACCCGGAUUUUGCUGAAGCUGUCUGUGGUCUGGCAAAUGCGCUUAAUUCUGUCUGUAACUGGACCGGUCGCGGUGGUGUCGUCAAUGGAUUUGGCUUUAGUGACCAGGUCCAUGUUGAUGAUAAAGGACUACCUCGGGAUGUUGACAGCGUACAGGUUGGCUUUGGAUGGAUGAAGCGCGUGGUCGACAUUGUCGAUAAGCAAUUGAAGGACGGAGAGACAUGGGGUCGUGGCACGCUCACGUCCGCGGUGGUCGAACAAUUGUGUGCCCAGGUAUCAUCCAUGUCGCAGUAUAAUAGCAAUGCACGGAAAUUGAUAUCAUUGCUACAAUCGUGGGCUGGCCAGAAGUGGGAAGGUUCAAGGAUUGUCAGGCUCGUGGAGCGUAUUAUACGUUCUAUUACUUGGCAGUGGUACCAGGAUCUUCAUGUUCAUGGCAAGGAAUAUCCACCGUCUAGGUACAGGCGUCCUCAAUUACCAGCUGGUCUAUCAGCACCCAACGCUCCGACGGUGCUUCCUUUCCACACCUUCACUUGUCCUCUUUCUGCGAAGCAAAUUCGGCAUAUUUCACAGCGUAAUGGCCUACGAAUUUCUAGUGCUACACUCCGCUCAACCUGGCUCCCACAAACGGUGUACCCGCCACCAAAACCGCCACAACCCUAUUUAAAAGUUGGAUACGUCUCAUCAGACUUCAAUAACCAUCCUCUAGCGCACCUUAUGCAGUCUGUUUUUGGAUUUCAUAAUCCUAAUCGCGUCAAGGCCUACUGUUACGCAACAACCGCUAGUGACAACUCUACACAUCGCCAGCAAAUAGAACGUGAAUCGCCGCAGUUUCAUGAUGCAAGUAGCUGGCCAGUUGAUCGAUUAGUAAAGCAGAUUGUUAGCGAUGGAAUCCAUAUUUUGGUCAAUCUCAAUGGAUAUACUAGAGGUGCGCGGAACGAAGUCUUUGCUGCCCGUCCAGCUCCGAUACAAAUGUCAUUCAUGGGGUUCGCUGGUACAUUAGGAGCCGAGUGGUGCGAUUACAUUCUCGCGGAUGAACUGUCUAUUCCGCGUGACACAUUGAGCCCCGGAAGACGAGACUACCGUAUUGAAGAUCGUAUAUUUGAAGAGGAUCAUGCGGAAGAAAUGGAGAAUUGGAUGUACGGCGAAAGAAUUGUUUAUACUCGAGCGACAUUUUUCUGCUGUGAUCACCGACAAAGCGCGCCGGACAGUGACGCUCCACAUAUUAGUUGGGACAGAGAACAAGAGAGACGCUGGAAAAUGAGAAAGGAGCUUUUCCCGACCCUUCCAGACGAUGCCAUCAUUCUUGGAAAUUUCAAUCAGCUCUACAAGAUUGAACCGACAACGUUCCGUACAUGGCUUCGCAUUCUCUCAGACAUUCCAAAGGCUGUUCUAUGGCUUUUGCGGUUUCCCGAACUUGGCGAGCAAAAUCUUAAAGAUUGUGCUGUCCAGUGGGCAAAUGAGGAAAUCGCGUCGCGAAUUAUCUUUACGGAUGUUGCACCUAAACAAGCGCACAUUGCGCGGGCACAGGUGGUUGAUUUGUUUUUGGACACCCCCGAAUGCAAUGCGCACACGACAGCAGCAGAUAUACUAUGGAGCGGCACACCGAUGCUCACAUUUCCGCGAUACAAAUACAAAAUGUGCUCUCGCAUGGCAUCAAGUAUCUUGAGUAGUGCUUUGCCAGACACGGAAGCUGGUCGACAAGCUCGCAACGAGCUUGUGGCUAUCUCCGAUGAGGACUACCGCGCAAAAGCGAGUCGUCUUUGUCGCGACUUGCGAUAUCAUCCUGCUGGGGUUGAAACGACGGGCGGCCACUCAAGAGUCGGCCACUGCACAGGCCGUCUAGUCGAAUUACGUCGAAUGUUGUUUACGCACCGGUGGCAAAGCAGAUUAUUUGACACGAGGCGUUGGGUUAGCGAUUUGGAAAAUGCAUAUGAAAAGGUUUGGGGUGCUUGGGUCAAGGGCGAAGAGGGUGAUAUUUGGUUGUAA
Messenger RNA from Talaromyces marneffei, 5004 nucleotides. RefSeq lists its product as uncharacterized. Lineage: Eukaryota; Fungi; Ascomycota; Eurotiomycetes; Eurotiales; Trichocomaceae. Bases 1 to 5004 code for a protein of 1667 amino acids. The transcript is spliced from 3 exons. Gene Ontology annotation, molecular function: glycosyltransferase activity; protein binding. Gene Ontology annotation, biological process: protein O-linked glycosylation. The record is from RefSeq and is a predicted model, not a curated record.